Messenger RNA from Heteronotia binoei (common prickly gecko), 468 nucleotides. Its product is annotated as small proline-rich protein 2D-like. Lineage: Eukaryota; Metazoa; Chordata; Lepidosauria; Squamata; Gekkonidae. The transcript has 2 exons. The annotation marks the transcript as partial. The record is from RefSeq and is a predicted model, not a curated record.
AUGUCUUGCCAUCAACAUCAGUAUAAGCAGCCUUGCCUGCCUCCUCCUUGUGCAAAGACCUGUUCUCCAUGUGUGAAGACAUGCUCCUCUCAAUGUAUGGAUCCCUGCCAGCCAUGCACUCUCAAGUGUGUGGAUCCCUGCAACCCAUGUGCUCCCAAGUGUGUGGACCCCUGCAACCCAUGUGCUCUGAAGUGUGUGGACCCCUGCAACCCAUGUGCUCCCAGGUGUGUGGAUUCCUGCAACCCAUGUGCUCCCAAGUGUGUGGACCCCUGCAACCCAUGUGCUCUGAAGUGUGUGGACCCCUGCAGCCCAUGUGCUCCCAGGUGUGUGGAUUCCUGCAACCCAUGUGCUCCCAGGUGUGUGGACCCCUGCAACCCAUGUGCUUCCUCAAAGUGUGUGCAGCCUUGCUACCCAUGUCCUCCUCACCAGUGUAUAGAGGUCUGUCACCCACAAAAGGUUCAGGAGCUG